Molecule: messenger RNA, 4779 nt
Organism: Symbiodinium necroappetens
Lineage: Eukaryota; Dinophyceae; Suessiales; Symbiodiniaceae
Source: the annotation of a GenBank genome assembly
AUGCGCCCCAGCAUCUGCGCCGCACUGAGUGUUCUGCUGCUUACCGCCGUCUUCGGCCUGCCUGUUGUGCGGGCACAAGGGGCGGUACAGGAGCAGGAACAAGAGCAGGAACAAGAGGUCUCAUUUGACCCUUACGCCCUGGUAGAAAAGGCUCUGGACCUGACCCGCAGUAUGUCCUCACAUUCACAAAUGUCGAUGACCAUUUCCCGCCCAAGCUGGCAGCGAACCUCGAGUCUUGUGGCCUGGACCCGCGGUCGGGAAGACUCGUUGAUCAGGUUCACCGCGCCGGCCAAAGAUGCGGGUAACGCUCUGUUGAAACAGGGUGACAAAAUGUGGACCUACAACCCCAAGCUCAAUCGUAAUAUUCGGCUACCAAGCUCUAUGAUGUCCCAGAGCUGGGCAGGUUCAGAUUUCUCAUACAACGAUUUGUCCCGCAGCGAUAAAUACCUGCGCCAUUAUGAUCUUUCGCUGGAGGACGUGACGUUCAGUGAAGCUGAUGCCGGUGGCGUACAGCAACGCGUGUUCACUAUCGAUGCAAUCCCUAAAGAAGACGCGCCAGUGGUAUGGGGUAAAGAGCGUAUGGUCAUUCGUGAAGAUGCCAUCAUGCUCGAAGUCACUUACUUUGAUCAGAGCAUGUUGCCGGUGAAGCGUCUUGUCAGCCUUGAGAUUGGUGAGCUGGGUGGCCGCACCAUGGCAACAGCGAUGCGUAUGAAUAACCUCGAAGAAACCGAUACGUUUACUGAAGUCCGCUAUCAGGACAUCGAAUUUGAUCUGCCCCUGGAAGAUCGUAUGUUCACAGUUUUUGCGCUGCAGUCUGGCUUAACCUGGCGCCUGGCCUGGCGUAACCUCUGGCGUAAUCCACGCCGUACCUGGUUGACUGCGGGUGGUAUUGCGUUUGCCAGCUUGUUGGUCACGCUGAGCAUGUCGCUGCAGCAGGGGUCCUACGAUGCCAUGGUGUCUUCCGCGACGGGGUUUUACGUGGGUCAGGCGCAAAUCAACCAUGUCCUGUACGAAGAUGAAGGCAAGCUGGAACAAACUGUCGUGUAUGCCCUGGCAUCGGUCGAGCAACGCUCCUUCGGUGCCGCGGUGGUGGGUGUCGACUUCGAGGUCGAGCAGAAGCUGGUCAGCUUCUAUGAUCGGGUCACUCAGGGGCGUUUACCCGUGGAUGAAAAUGAAGUGCUGAUCGGUGAAGCGCUGGCCCGCAAUCUGGGCGCCCAACUCGGUGACGAGCUGGUCCUGCUGGGUACCGGCAAGCAAGGGGGUAUUGGCGCUCUUGCGCUGAGCAUUGCCGGUCUUUACGCCUCCGGACGACCAGAACUGGAUCGCAGCCUUGUGUUCACGCAUCUGGCAAGCGUACAGAACGGCUUUGGUUUAGGCGAUGAAGUGCAUGCGCUGGUGCUGGGGUUUGAUGACAUCGACGAGCUUGAGCCCAAUCUGGAAGGACUACGCAGAGCCCUGCCCGAAAAUGUUGAGCUGCGGACCUGGCAGCAACUGUUGCCAGAGGUGGUGCAGGGCAUUGAGCUCGACCGGAUCAGUGCCGUGCUGUUUUACGGCAGCAUCCUUAUCCUGGUGACGUUUUCUGUUGUGAACACGUUCAUCAUGAUCAUUUUUGAACGCACACGGGAAUUUGGCAUGUUGCUGGCGCUGGGCGCGCGGCCGGGCAUCAUCAUGCGCCAGGUACAGGCCGAGGCGUUGAUGAUGUGGCUGGUGGGUACCGCCAUAGGUAUUCCGUUAGGCAUGAUGGAAGAAAUGGCCGAGCAGUACUAUAUGCCCAGCCGUUUGUAUCCCGCGAUUUCGCUGUACGCCAUGUCGCUGGCGCCACUUGUACUGCUGAUGGGUACGCAAUUGGCAGCGUUUCUUGUGCAGCCAAACGGUAUGAAACUCCUCUUUCAACUCAGUAUUCGAAAUCUGUUUCGUAACAAGCGGCGUAACGCGAUGCUGCUGGUUGCUAUUGCCGUGGCUGUGGCCGGCGUCAAUGCAUCAAACACGCUGUUGCGGGGUUAUCAGUACGACAUGCUGGAAUCCGCCAUCAAUAAUCUCACCGGCCAUGUCAAAGUUAUGGCCGAAGGCUAUGCGGAUGAUCCCAAUAUUGCACACAGCUUUAAGCUGAUGACUGAGCAACUGCCGCAGCUGCCUGAAGGUAUGGUUGUCGGUUGGGCUGAUCGAUUACGCAUACCGGCCGUAAUUAUGAGUGAGCGGGAAACUCGCGGCAUCGAACUGGUUGGCGUGGAUCCCGCAAAAGAAUCUAUUUCUUUUAUAGGGGCUGCGCAGAUUGAAGGCGAAUACCUGCAAGAUGCGGAAGAUGGCCGUGUGUUGGUUGGCAAAGAACUGGCGCGCCAGUUACAGACGACGGUGGGGCGCCGGCUGGUAUUGAUCGCACAAGGGGCUGAUGGCCUGAACAGAGAGCGUGGUUAUCGCAUUGCGGGCACCUACGAUGCCGACGGCACAGGUCUUGAGAAAAACUAUGUUUUUGUAGGUUUGAAUUCGUUACAGACGCUGCUGGAAACUCAGGCGGUUACCGAGCUUUCGGUGCGUGUUGAUCAGGAAGAGCAGCGCGUAGCGGCAAAAUCCGCGUUGCGUCAGGCGUUUCCCGGUCUGGAGGUGAAAGACUGGCGGGAGUUAGAUCCUCAAGUGGCUGAGAUGUUCAAAUUUGCAGAUGCUUCGCUGUUUAUCUGGUUUUUUCUGAUGAUGGGCGCGCUGACCUUUGGGCUGGUUAAUUCUCUGAUUGCAGCAGUGAUGGAGCGGGUCAAGGAGUUGGGCAUGAUGCGUGCGCUGGGUAUGCAGAACUCAACCGUGCUGGUGCAGGUGGUGCUGGAAUCCAUCAUUCUGAUGACCGUUGGUGUUGUGUUGGGUACAGGCCUCAGUCUGCUGAUUUAUUGGAGUGUUGCGGACGGGAUAGAUCUGUCUGCUUAUGCGCAGGGCGCUGAGCUGGCUGGUGUGUCCAGUACGUUGCAGCCGGUGCUGUUAGGCCAGGAUGUUCUUCUGGUCGUCGACUUCACGGUUUAUCCCGGUGAGUUUGUCAGUUUGUCCGGCCCGUCCGGGUCAGGGAAGUCGACGCUGCUCAAUAUUGUUGGCGGACUCGAUCGCCCGGAUGAAGGCACUGUCUCGCUGGAUGGCAUAGAUCUUGGCGAGCUGUCUGAAAGCCAGCUGGCGGAAAUUCGCCUGCAUAAACUCGGUUUUGUGUUCCAGGCUUACAACCUUAUACCGGUGCUCACCGCGCUGGAGAACGUUGAAUUUAUCAUGCAGCUUCAGGGGGUGCCGCCAGCUGAGCGUGCAGAGCGGGCUACAGCGGUACUGGAUCGUCUGGGCUUGGCGGAUAUGUUAAAUCGUCGGCCCGGUGAACUUUCCGGUGGGCAACAGCAGCGUGUGGCCGUCGCCCGUGCGAUAGUUUCGGAACCCGUUCUUCUGCUCGCAGACGAGCCCUCUGCCAAUCUGGAUUCUAAAACCACAAAAGAGCUGUUAGAUCUUCUGCGGCAUCUCAAUGAAGAAGGUAUGACCAUUGUUACCGCGACCCACGACAGCAUGGUCAUGAGCUAUGCACAGCGCCAGGUGCAUUUGCGAGAUGGGCAGAUCGAACACGAUGAUCAGGCGCUGGAUGCAGAUGUUCGGCUGAAGUGGUUUGGUAGCGCCGCGCUUUUACCUGAACAUGAUCUGCAGCGCCAGAUUGAUAAAACACCCGCGUAUGAUCAGACCUACGACAUGCGCCUCAUGUUCCGCCACCAGGCUGGCGCUUUGCGCUUUGCCCUCGAUCACUCGACUGUUCUGCUCAGCGGCGAUGCUUCCAAGUUGGGUCGCGACCCGAAUGCGGCGCUGGAUCAGACGGUCACCAACGAUGAGCGUCGUUGGGCGGAUCUGACCUGGGAUAUAGAAGAGGGUAAACGGCAUCAGAGUUUUCAUCGCCUGGAUCACCUGUCGGUGCAGUGGCAAUCUGGGAAUUGGAGCGUGUCAGCGGGGCGUCAGGCGGUGAGUUGGGGUAGCGGUAUCGUAUUUCAGCCCCUUGAUCUGUUCAGUCCCUUUUCCCCCACCGUUGUUGAUCGUGAUUACAAACCCGGAGAUGACCUGCUGCUGGUUGACCAUCUGUUGGAAAACGGUAGUGAUCUGCAGUUAUUACAUGUUGUGCGCAGAGAUGUCGAUGGCGAUGUCCGCGGUGGGGUAUCAAGUACCGCGUUCAAGUGGCAUGGCUAUGCUGGAUCAUCAGAACUGGAACUGGUCGCCGCCAGGCACUUUGAUGAAGACGUGCUCGGUUUGAGCAUGCGGCGCCCGUUGGGGGAGGCGAUGUUUCGCGCAGAUCUGGUCGCGGUGCGCAGUCAGGCCAUGGAUCAGAACGAAGGCUGGCAGAUAUCCGGUAUCGCAAACCUUGAUUACACCCUGAUGGCCUGGGAGCGCAACGUCUACCUGUUUGGUGAAUACUUUUACAACGAUUGGGGGGUAGAUGAGCUGCCCACGCAAAUCGCCGAGUUGCCGUUGAGUCUGUUAGAUAGAUUGGCACGAGGGGAACUGUUCAACGUGAUGCAGCAUUAUCUGGCGCUGGGCGGCAGUUUCGAAUGGCAUCCACUGAUCAAUCAGAGCGCAACCCUGAUUACUAACCUGCAGGACCACAGCAGUUUGUUACAGGUUGCGGUAUCUUUUGAUCCCGGUGACCAUCAGAGUGUGCAGGUGGGUUGGGUGCAGACACUGGGCCGCGCUGGCGAUGAGUUUGGUGGUAUCCCGGUAGCAGGCAACCAGGUCACGACCGGCGGGGGAAGCCGCUUCUAUCUGCGUUGGACAUACUUCUUCUGA